AAAAUCAAAACAAAAACACGUCAGCUGAUAGAUUUCACAGAUUUUUUGCCUAAAUAUUUUAAUUUAUCUUCUUGAAGACUUAAAAUGGACUUAAAAUCAUUCGGUGAGGAAGAGUUUGAUACAAAAAAAUGGAUCAACAAAGCUUGGAGUACCAGCGGGAAUCAGGACAAAGAGGUAUUUGUCGCAAAUACAGUGUCAAGACUUCAGCUUUACAUGAAGCAGUUGACCAAUUCUCUGGAUGAGACCACCACACAGAUAGUGACAUCAAUUCCGCGGGUGCUCCAGUCCGCGUCCAGCCUGCAGGCGGAGGGCGCGCUGCUGCAGCAGACGUUGCUGUCGCUGGAGCAGAAGGUGCUCGCCGUGGAGGAGGAGACGGGGCAGUCCAUCUCGAGCCUGCAGCGGAUUGAUCAGCUCAAGACAAGGCUGGAGAAUGCAGCCACAGCGCUCCGCUCCGCCGACAAGUGGGCCGUGCUGGCGCGCUCGCUAGACCGGGUGUUGGAGGCCGGCGUGCCACGUGACCAGCUGCCCGCCCUGGCCGACCAGCUCACCGCCAUCACCACCAGCCUGCAGAUGCUAACCGACGACCCCGACUACGAGUCCAAGCGGCUGCAGCUAGAGACCUUAUACAGCCGCUGCGAGGCGGCUGCCAGUGCGCCGCUGGCGGAGGCGCUGGCGCAGCGCGACGCCGAAAAGACAGCCGCCUACGUAGCCCUCUACAAAGCGAUGGGUCGCACGAACUCCUUACUCCGCGCCUGGCGCCGAGCAGCGGCUUCUAGCGCUGCAGCCGAGUGGCAGCGGUUGGACGCUCCCAGUCUUGCAGCGCUUCAAGCGACGUUGCAACAUAGCUGCAGUACUCAGGUGGAAUGGCUCUCAGACGUGCUGCAGUGCGAGACCCCACUCGCAGAGCUGGUGCGUCUCCACACCGACCUGCUGCUGUCGCUGGAGCCCGCGCCGAGCAAGGUAUUGUCAGCGAAUCUGAAGCUCUGUGGGACGCCCCAGGAAGGCAUUGAGUUUCUGAUUGAUACCAGAACUGAGCUGGACCAGUUGAAGAACAUAUUCACUGCACUGUUGGAAAACACACGACACGAAAUAGUACAGCCGACAAUAAUAAAAGAGCUAGGCAGAGCCAUCUAUGGGCCGCUUCGGGAACUACUACCUAAGUACAGCGAUCUACAGACACAGGCGUUCAAUAUGCAAGUCGACACAUUAGAGCAGGAUCAGGAAGACCUUCUAGAACGUUCGAGAUCGUUCCAGAACCUGGUAGAACGCAGCGAGGGCUGGCUGAGCGCCGCGCACGCCGCCGCCAGGAACAUCGCCGGUGGCGCCAUCUACCCGCACUUUGUGCCCGCUGUUGAGGCCUUCACCUCAACCCUAACAAUGAAGAUCUCGUCCCACUCGCGCCGCAUCGAGACCGAGUUCCUCUCAUCAUCAGCGUCAGGGUCUGGCGGGGUGCUGUCCAGGGCGUUCCCUGGAGCCCUAGCCCUGGCUGCGGCGGCGCAGGCCUUGUUGGGCAUCCUGGCGGCUUUGCUGAGCGGGAUUCAUGAGCAGAUGGCUGAGGGCGAGAAAUCCUACAACCCCCUGCAAAACGUAGAAGACCUGCUCCUAGACGACAGUCACCGUCAGCGGCUGACAUCCCUCCUCAACGCGUCAGAACCCAUCGCCAGCGUGGCAGCGCUGCGGAGGGAGAGCCAGACGUUGAAGACCCUGGCUGUGAAUAUACUGAGGGACCCUGUGCAUCGGCAGUUGGACAAAGUCCCCUUGCUGCCGGUGUGGAGCGACAACGACGCGCUCUCCACCGACCUGCCGGACUUCGCGCUGUCGCCACAGGAGUAUAUGACGCAGAUCGGCCAGUACCUGAUGACGCUGCCGCAGCACCUGGAGAUGCACCUGGCGGACGCGCAGGCGCCCUUCGUGUACUUGAGUGAGGUCUGCAAUCACACGUGCACAAGCUACGCAGAAAAGAUCAUCCAGAUAACCAACAUGGACGCUCUCGGCACGCGGCGCUGCCUCACCGACAUCCAGUACCUGUGCAGCGUGGUGGAGGACCUGGGGGGGACGGUGCCGCCACAACUGACUAACCUGGAGCGGUCGCUGAGACAGUGAAGAAGAAACCAGGCUGAAAAAUAAAGUUUCCAUAGCCAGUGAAAAGUUGGCUGUUUGAGACUGUUUCCGUAGCCAUAAAAAAUACUUCAUCUUUAUGGCACAUUUUGACAGGUUGCUGCUUUGUUUUGAACAUGGAACAUGCUAUUGUG
Molecule: messenger RNA, 2252 nt
Organism: Plutella xylostella (diamondback moth)
Lineage: Eukaryota; Metazoa; Arthropoda; Insecta; Lepidoptera; Plutellidae
Source: RefSeq, a predicted model, not a curated record